AUGGCUUUUCAAUUACUGGGCUCGUUCAAGCGCAUCUGCGUGGCAUUCGCAGCAGCAGUUUUUCUUUUGUCUUUUCUUGUGUCCGCGGAUGACAAGGUCUCCGUGGGCAGCCUCACUGCGGCUGAUGUUGAAGAAGCACUACAGCAAUGCUCUGUUGUGCAAGCAUUGAACGAGCACAAACUAGCAUCACUGCCGGAACACGCCAGCUGGACGUCGCGCGUAUUUGCUGUCCUCUUCCCAGGAAGCCCGGCAGUCAAUGCCCUCCUGGCGACUUUGUACAUUUCCGGACCACCAAAUUUCCUCCUCGCGUUAUGCCCGCCAAACAUCGACCCGUCGUCUCUGUCAGUAAUGGUGGCCUUUGCCGUCGGAGGCCUGCUCGGCGACACGUUGUUUCACUUGCUGCCCGAGAUUUUCCUUGGAGAGGACUCUCCCGAGCACGCGCGUUUUGUUCUUGUGGAGAAUAACAAGAACCUUUUACUCGGACUCGGAAUCAUGAUGGGGUUCGUCACUUUUGUGGCCAUGGACAAGAUUCUACGCAUUGCAACCGGAGGCGAAGGUGGGCACGAUCACGGACACUCGCACUCGCACUCUGCAGAUGACUCGGCCGUCACGACCGGCUCCUCCAAAUCCGAAGGCAAGUCCGGCGAAGCGCGGAAUAGAAAGGGCAAAUCCAAGGCCAAGAAAGACGAGGCAGAAGAAGAAGAAAAAGAAAAAGAAAUCAGCGCAAGCGUCAAACUAGGUGGAUAUCUCAAUCUCAUUGCAGAUUUCACGCACAACAUCACCGACGGCCUCGCCCUUUCGUCUUCUUUCUACGCAUCGCCAACCAUUGGCGCAACAACCACCGUGGCCGUUUUCUUCCACGAAAUCCCGCACGAGGUUGGUGAUUUUGCGCUUUUGGUGCAGUCUGGAUUCUCAAAGCAAAAGGCCAUGGGCGCUCAGUUUGUGACCGCUGUCGGUGCCUUUUUGGGGACGUUUAUUGGCAUUGCGAUUCAGGAGUUUGGUGGCAACGGCAGCGGGACAGCAUCUUUUGAUGCUUCUUCUUCUUCUUCUUCUGUAGGACUCCUCGGAACUGGGCUGAGCUGGGGGGAUAUGUUGCUUCCUUUUACUGCGGGAACAUUCCUCUACGUUGGCACUGUCGCGGUCAUCCCGGAGAUGCUCGAGACUGGCAAAAACAAGGGAGAAGAAGUGAAGAAGACGGUGAUGCAGUUUUUGGCAAUGGCUGCCGGUGCGGGUAUCAUGCUUGCAAUCUCUUGGUCUUGA
Talaromyces rugulosus is the source of this 1260-nucleotide messenger RNA. RefSeq lists its product as uncharacterized. The record is from RefSeq and is a predicted model, not a curated record. Gene Ontology annotation, molecular function: zinc ion transmembrane transporter activity. Gene Ontology annotation, biological process: intracellular zinc ion homeostasis; zinc ion transmembrane transport. Lineage: Eukaryota; Fungi; Ascomycota; Eurotiomycetes; Eurotiales; Trichocomaceae. Bases 1 to 1260 code for a protein of 419 amino acids. The transcript is spliced from 4 exons. Gene Ontology annotation, cellular component: membrane.